AUGUUUUGCGCCCGCCUUUUAAGCGGUCCAAUUCCUCGCAGGAACGUAUCCAGGGCGGUGUUCCGUAUCACUUUCCGACUCUUCACCGUCCAUAACCAGCGAAUACUUAUCAUGGCUCCCAAGCAGGCCACUUUGGGCAAGUUUUUCGGACAGAAGGGUUCCAAGCCCGAGCCCCAGCAAAGCAAGUUGAGCUUUGCUACAAAAGCAGCUCCCAAGAAGGUCACGGACGAGACAGGGACUUCUACUACUAGCUCAAAGGCUACAAAGGAAACCACAAGAAAAUGCACUCACACCCCGUCCGCAGAGCCUAGGAAACGCACCCGAAGCCCGAGCCCCGUAGUCAAGUCGACAAGCACUGAAGUUAAGGCGGAGGCCUCUGAAGAAGAAGGAGACGAGCCCGUUGAUAAGAGACCCCGCAGAGGCCGUCAGCGUGUUCUAGAAGAGGAGGAUGAGGAUGAAGUAAUGGACGAAGCCGCUGCCAAGUCUCCCUCAAAGUCACCUAAAGCGUCAAAAGCCAGGAAGAACAAUCCCAGGAGGACAGGAAAUGCAGCGGCCUCGCCCAAAAAGUCCAAGUCUCCUUCUCCACUCCCAGUCGCUAAAGACGAAGAGGACAAAUCUGCAGAGUCUACGUCCGAGACUGAUGUUGACGAAGAAGAAGAGGUCAAGUCAACAGCAGCGAAAAAAACGCUGGAAAAGGUACAGAUGAAGCUCAAGACCGCAACCAAGGACCCGUACCCAGAUUGGAAGCCAGGCCAGCCGGUCCCCUAUGCAGCACUCUGCAAAACGUUUUCACUCAUCGAGCUUACGACCAAGCGACUUGAGAUCAUGGCUCAUUGCUCGUUGUUCCUUCGGCAAGUUCUGCGUUUGACGCCAGACGAUCUGUUGCCGACUGUCUUGCUCAUGAUCAACAAGCUAGCUCCUGAUUAUGCUGGUAUUGAACUCGGCAUUGGCGAAUCAUUAAUCAUGAAGGCAAUUGGUGAAACAACAGGUCGCAGUCUUGCUGUUAUCAAGCAAGAUCAAAAGGAAAUUGGAGAUCUUGGCCUUGUUGCAGUUAAGAGUAGAUCAACACAACCAACCAUGUUCAAGCCAAAGGCGUUGACGAUCAGGGCGGUGCACAAUGGUCUCAUGGGCAUCGCUACGGUUUCCGGAAGUGGCGCCCAAGGCCGUAAGGUGGAUUCAAUCAAGAAGCUCUUGUCAGCAGCCGAUGCUCAUGGUACCGGAAAGGUGGACAUCAAUAAAGACAAGGGGGGUCCCAGCGAAGCCAAGUAUCUUGUUCGCUUCCUGGAGGGUAAGCUUCGACUUGGUUUAGCAGAGAGGACAGUUUUGGUCUCUUUGGCUCAAGCAGUAGUCUAUCAUGAGGCAGAUGCCAAAGGACAAGUUCCCAAGCCUUCGGAUGUUGAGCAGGCAGAGGCCAUUCUCAAACAAGUUUACAGCGAGCUCCCUAGCUAUGAUGUUAUCAUCCCCGCCAUGGUGGAACACGGUAUUAUGAACCUUCGCGAUCAUUGCAAGCUGAAGCCUGGUGUACCCCUGAAGCCCAUGUUGGCGAAACCAACGAAAGCCAUCACCGAGGUUCUGGAUCGCUUUGAGAACCAAACCUUCACUUGUGAGUACAAGUACGAUGGUGAACGGGCACAAAUUCACUACGUCGCCAAGACUGCGGAUGAGGAACUUAGUCAGUCCCUACCAGGGGCCACCCAGGCUGCGGCAGAUGGCGUUGCAUCUAUCUUCUCGAGAAAUUCUGAAGAUCUUUCAAAGAAGUACCCUGAUAUUCUGGCAAAGCUGCACACCUGGGUAAAGGAUGACACCAAGAGUUUUGUCCUGGAUUGCGAGACAGUGGCCUGGGAUGUCGAGGAAAAGAAGGUGCUUCCUUUCCAGCAGUUGAUGACUCGCAAGAAGAAGGAUGUCAAGCUUGAAGAUGUCAAGGUCAAGGUAUGCGUGUUUGCCUUCGACCUGCUCUACCUGAACGGUGAGGCCAUUGUCGAGAAGUCGCUCCGUGAACGUCGUGAGCUACUCGAGAAGGCUUUUGCGCCGGUGGAAGGCGAAUUUGCUUUUGCAACACAUAUGAAUGGUCAAGAGCUGGAGCAGAUACAGGAGUUCCUUGACGAGAGCGUCAAGGCAUCUUGUGAGGGCCUCAUGGUCAAGAUGCUGGACGGCUCAGAGAGUGGGUACGAGCCCAGCAAGAGAAGUCGAAACUGGCUCAAGAUAAAAAAAGAUUACCUCAGCGGUAUCGGCGACUCGCUCGAUCUUGUGGUGCUGGGUGCAUACUAUGGAAAGGGCAAGCGUACAUCCGUGUACGGCGCAUUCCUUCUCGCAUGCUACAACCCAUCAUCUGAUUCGUAUGAAACUGUUUGCAACAUUGGCACGGGAUUCUCCGAAGCGGCCCUUGAGGAGCUUCACUCUCAGCUCUCAGAUAUUGUUAUUGACCGGCCAAAACCAUUUUACGCGCACUCCUCUGGAGGCCAGCAUCAGCCUGAUGUCUGGUUCGAGCCGCGUUAUGUCUGGGAGGUCAAGACUGCAGAUCUGACGCUCAGCCCGCGCUACAAGGCAGGGUGCAAGGAGGGCGUCGACCCUGGCGGUGAGAAGGGUAUCUCGUUACGGUUCCCACGCUUCAUCAAGGUGCGUGACGACAAGAAGCCUGACGAGGCCACGUCUAGUCGGCAAGUGGCCGAGAUGUACCGUAAACAGGAGAGCGUGACCAAGAGCAAGGGUCCCGCCGUGGAUGAUGAUUUCGAGUAUUGA
Messenger RNA from Colletotrichum truncatum, 2739 nucleotides. RefSeq names its product DNA ligase. Gene Ontology annotation, molecular function: ATP binding; DNA binding; DNA ligase (ATP) activity. NCBI's taxonomy places the organism in Eukaryota, Fungi, Ascomycota, Sordariomycetes, Glomerellales, Glomerellaceae. The record is from RefSeq and is a predicted model, not a curated record. Gene Ontology annotation, cellular component: nucleus; mitochondrion. Gene Ontology annotation, biological process: DNA repair; DNA recombination; Okazaki fragment processing involved in mitotic DNA replication.